This is a messenger RNA of Neodiprion fabricii, 3780 nucleotides long. Its product is annotated as zinc transporter 2-like. Gene Ontology annotation, biological process: response to zinc ion; zinc ion transmembrane transport. Lineage: Eukaryota; Metazoa; Arthropoda; Insecta; Hymenoptera; Diprionidae. Gene Ontology annotation, molecular function: zinc ion transmembrane transporter activity. The record is from RefSeq and is a predicted model, not a curated record. The coding region runs from base 515 to 1837 and encodes 440 amino acids. Gene Ontology annotation, cellular component: plasma membrane. The transcript is spliced from 8 exons.
AGACCUGUCUAUAAGACCGUGCAUCGGACUUAUCAGCUGUCGUGAUUAUAAUCCUAGUUUUUUUUUUCAUAAGUCGUAAAUAGCCGUAAUUCAAUUUCUUAUCGUUAGAACGAUACCCGAGUUAAUAAUUUGUCAAACGGACGAUUGUAGUUGCUUUUAAUCUAUAUUAAACACUUGUGUUGUGUACGUACGUACGUAAAAUGCCACCACAUCGACGUUACUGUGAGAUAAAAAAUUUGUUACCAGUUGAAAAGAAAGAGCCGUCUGCAGUUGUGUUGUUGAAAUUGUUAAUCCUGCUGUUUGCGUGAUUGUAUAGGUGUUCCGGUAUUUAAUUGUCAGAUUUUCCAUUAUUUCGACACUGCAGCAACAGAAUCCUAACGUAUUUACAAUACAUUUACUCACGUAGUUUUAAAAUGCCUGGCAGAAGUUGUUGUGACGCUUUUAAAGCUUGUGUAUAAACCGGCUAGUCAAGGCUCAUUUUUGAAAAGACGAGACCAAUUGUAAGCAAGGAAUAAUGUCUCAUAUCUGUGAUGAUCAAAUCAAUGAUGAUUACAUCGGUGAUGAGUCUGAGAAAAACCUGUUAGUGGCUAAUGACAGUUGCGCAAGAUGCAGGAAGUUGUCAACGUCUAGCAGCAUACUCAGUUACGAAAGCAAACUGCGAAAUUGGACGGAGGAUUUAAUGGUCGGAGCCGAUGCCGAAGAAUUCAAUGGCAAUGCGGCUAUUUCUAAUAUUAUGUUUCCUCAGACGAGGUUGUCGCUCAAUUCCUGCGAUAAUGCCGAAGCUCCUUCGCUGGAUCGAUACUCAAAUAUUCCGCUCCAAAACGGUCACAUUUACAACAUUCAAGAGCAUUGUCAUACAAAAAUCUCUCGACGGAAAGAUUUUAGUCCGUGGCGUCAAUUGGUCGCGGCUUCUAUAAUGUGUCUCAUAUUCAUGCUAGCGGAAAUAAUCGGAGGUCAUUUGGCGGGGAGCAUAGCCAUCAUGACUGAUGCUGCACAUUUGUUGUCAGAUUUUGUAGGUUUUUUAGUGAGUUUAUUUUCCAUUUGGAUUGGACAACGUGCGCCCACCAAAAGAUUAUCAUUCGGAUUCUACAGAGCCGAAAUUUUGGGUGCCGUGCUCAGUGUCUUAAUAAUAUGGAUAUUGACUGGAAUAUUCGUUUACAUUUCUAUACUACGCUUGGUAAACGGUGAUUUCAAUAUUAAGGCGGACACAAUGAUGCUUGUAGCAGGGAUUGGGAUAAUCAUAAAUAUUAUAAUGGGACUCACCCUGCACGGAAUGUGUAUUAAAGUUCCGCAUAGUCAUAGUCAUGGCGGUUCACGAUCUAGUCACUCGCAUACUCACAAAGAUGUUCCUGGUAAUAUAAACGUGCGAGCAGCUGUUAUACACGUUAUAGGCGACCUCAUUCAAAGUAUCGGAGUUUUCGUUACUGCCGUUAUAAUCAAACAAUACCCAAGCGCGAAAAUAGCUGAUCCUAUUUGUACAUGCGUAUUUGCAUUGAUUGUGCUAUUUACUACUGUGCCUGUGUUGAGAGACAGUGUAAAUGUCUUAAUGGAAGGAUUCCCUCAUCAUUUUGAUUACACAGAUGUGUUGAAAGCUUUAUCCAGCAUAGAAGGGGUGCAAAACGCUCAUAAUCUUCAUAUAUGGUCGUUAACGAUGGACAAAUACGCGCUCGCCGUUCACCUAGCCAUUAGUAACAACGCGGACUCCGAUAUUGUUUUAAAAAACGCGCUGAAGUACAUUAAGAGAGAAUUAGACAUUGAUGCUGCCACCGUACAAGUAGAAAGAUACCUUUUCCCCACCAUGGAAAACUGUGUUCAAUGCAGACCGCCAAUAAACUGACAAAUGGUUACACGUUUUUAGUGAAACAUAUGAAACACUCUAUUUAUACAGCUCGAAAAAAUGUUCAGAACAAGGCCAAGUAUCAUGUCAAGGCUGAUUAGGAUUUUCGUAAUGAAAACUAAACAAGAAAAUAGACAAAACUCAACAGGGCGUCUUGUUGCCAUUGUUGAUGAUAAUCUUCGGGUAAGAAAAUUUACUGUUCAUUUUAUAUAGACCACUGAUAGCUAAAUAACAAUCAAAACUGUGUCAAAACAGUGUCAGAUAUCCAAGUGUUGUACUGGUAAACAUAUGCACAAAUGAUACGAACAUACAAAAUACGUUAGGUAUUACGUGAUAGGAAAUUUCUGCUCAGAUAAUGUUGGAUAUAUACAGACUGGAUACAAAAAAUUUCUAUAUUUCGUUUCAAACUAUAGUACAUUUACAAUCGAACCAUGUGAAUAUGGAUUACAGUAUUAAACAAUAGUAUUAAUUUAUACUUGUAAGUAUGGGUAUACAUACACGCUUUAUUUAAGUUUACGGAAGUGGGUGGAAAUUAGAAGGUAAAAGAAAACAGAAAGAAAAAAAAUAUUUUCUUAGCCGUCUUCUAUAGGUAAUUCAGACUUGUUACUGUCAAGUUUGUCUUUUAUCUUGUGGAAUUUUUGUUUCUUUUCUUUUCUCGUCUGUUUUUCGAAUUUUUUGAAAAAAACUUUGAAAAGUAAAAAGAGAAAAAUGCCAAAAAUAUACAAUUUACUUUAGAUAAGUGCUAAUCGUUAUUGAAAUAUGCGCACAAGACUUUAACGCACAGUUAUUAAUAUAUAGUUGUUAGAUAUUUCUAUAUUUCUUGUAAGAAAAAUAUUGUACAAAAGUAUAAAAAUAUUAGUGAUAAAAAAAUUAAUUCUAAUUCUCGAGCAAGAAUAAUUACUUUUAAUAAGCAGCGUUUUUUUCAUCAUUUGGAUAAAAUCUUUAUCCUAUAACUGCUGAACAGAUAUAUUUAAUAAAAUUUCGGGAAACUAUUUGUGCAGUUUGAUACAAAAAUACAAUACUUGGAGUUUUUACUAUUCACAAGCACUUGUAACAUAUCAGCAAAUAAUAUCUUCAUAACGACGGAGAUAAAAUAAUCAGUGCAGAUGUUAUAAGUCAUGUUGCAAAUGCGAUCUGGAAGUGCCUUCUGUUUCUUGCAAAGUUUGAAAAUGAUUUCUUUCAUCGACUGCUUAACCCUAGUUGGUCACACCUUAGUACAAUCCAAUAACGGUCACUUUGGGUGAAAUUCACCCCAAGUGAUUUUUUGCUUCUAAAAUGAGUUCUAAAAAAACGAUCUAGGUAUUGUUUGAGGAUCGCAAAAAAAGCUCUCUCAUUUUCCUAAUCAAAAUUCAUUGUUUAAAUAUUGUAGAACAUCGGCAAAGUCAAAGAAAGUGCCAAAAAUGUCGAAAAAAAGGCUCUUAUUUCGCAUGAGGAAUGGCACCACGAGGCCCAUUUCUACGACUCAGGGACUCUACGAGGAGUUGGAGAAAUGUUAGGUGUGAAAUUCACUCAAGAGUGACCAAUUAGGGUUCAAAGGAGGCGGAGAAAUAUAUAUUUACAUCUGUCCAGGCAGUUUUACUCAACGUUCAGUGCGAGUCAUAAAUGAAGCCGAAAAACAAAAUAAGUAGUAGACAACUAUAUACAUAGGAAAAUUCAAUUAUGUCGUAGAUACAACAGAAAAAAAUAUGUCGUCCAUAGUUUAGCUCAUAAAAUAUUUAAGACAACAACAUGUAUUCAAAAAGUUAAAUAUCUUGGUAGAUAGAAUUUAUAUUUAGAAGGUUAGUGGCUAUUGUGAUGAGGAAAAUAAGACACAUCACAAAUGUCCCGUAUGAGAAUUAAUGUAACUACCUAGUUUGAUAUAAACAUUCGAUAAAUGAUGACACAGGUUUACCUGUGAUAAAUAGAUAAAACUUUACUUUAAAUAAAAACAGAUACACAAUAAA